Oncorhynchus mykiss (rainbow trout) is the source of this 857-nucleotide messenger RNA. NCBI's taxonomy places the organism in Eukaryota, Metazoa, Chordata, Actinopteri, Salmoniformes, Salmonidae. The record is from RefSeq and is a predicted model, not a curated record.
CGCAGACAGGUGUUUUCAUGUUAGCUAACGGGGCUACAUUUAAUGUUUCUGUUGACUGCUGAACAUGUCUGCCUCAAUGGUGGCGAGAGCGACAGUCAGAGCUGUCAGUAAAAGAAAGAUAUUAGCUACAAGAGCUGCUUUAACUCUGACUCCUCCUGCUGUGAAUAGGAUCCGGACCCUCCUGGAGAACAAGCCAGAAUAUAUUGGUCUGAAGGUGGGUGUGAGGACACGGGGCUGUAACGGUAUGACCUACACUCUGGACUUCACCAAGCAGAAGGAUCAGGCUGAUGAGGAGGUGCUGCAGGAUGGUGUCCGUGUAUUUAUAGAGAAGAAGGCCCAGCUCACUCUGCUGGGGACAGAGAUGGACUUUGUGGAGUCCAAGCUGUCCAGUGAGUUUGUCUUCAACAACCCCAAUAUCAAGGGCACCUGUGGCUGUGGAGAGAGCUUCAACAUCUGACAGGGCUUCCUGCUGUGGAGAGGGCUUCAACAUCUGACAGGGCUUCCUGCUGUGGAGAGAGCUUCAACAUCUGAGAGGGCUUCAGCAUCUGAGAGGGCUUCCUGCUGUGGAGAGGGCUUCAACAUCUGAGAGGGCUUCCUGCUGUGGUGGCCUCCCAACACACACACACCGCCCAACCCCGCCUCCUUCCCUCUCUCACACAGCCCAUCUCUUCCCUCCCUCCCUCUCUCUCAAUUCAAUUCAAGGGCUUUAUUGGCAUGGGAAACAUGUGUUAACAUUGCCAAAUCAAGUGAGGUAGAUAAUAUAUAAAGUGAAUAUGUAAAGUGAAAUAAACAAUAAAAAUUAACAGUAAACAUCACACAUACAGAAGUUUCAAAACAAUAAAGACAUUCUCUCUCAC